Molecule: messenger RNA, 1294 nt
Organism: Lactuca saligna
Lineage: Eukaryota; Viridiplantae; Streptophyta; Magnoliopsida; Asterales; Asteraceae
Source: the annotation of a GenBank genome assembly
AGAAAUAUCAUACAUGAUACAUCCAGCAAUAUGAACCUACACAUCUUCCUUCAAUGAAGAAUCUGUCUCAGAAUUCGCAACACAUAUCCGAAGAAUCAUACAUAAUCAUCUUCUUCAAAGAUCUCUUGCUCGGAUCUUCCAUUAUUUUGUCCUAAAACCCUAUAAAUUUACAUAAACAAUUUGCAUCAUUAAAUUGAUCUGUAUUCUAUCCGAUUUCACAUGUAACGUACAAUGGAAGCUUUCGAAAUUAGGUUUUCCUAUGUGUAACCAGUUACACUCAUUCCAAUGGUGGUCUGCAAGUGCCGAAAGGCAACUAAAUUGUACUGCUUCGUCCACAAGGUUCCUGUUUGUGGUGGAUGUAUAUGUUUCCAGGAACAUCAAAUUUGUGUGGUUGGAGCAUACUCAGCAUGGGUAGUUGAUGGAGAAUAUGAUUGGCCUACAAAGUGUUGCCAUUGCCAAACUGUGCUCACAGAGAGCAAUGAUCCUCAAACAACACGAUUGGGUUGCUUGCAUAAUAUACAUACAAAUUGCUUAGUUUCACAUAUUAAAAGUCUUCCUCAAGAUACUGCUCCAGAUGGAUUUACUUGUCCAGCAUGUUCAACUCCAAUAUGGCCUCCUAAAAAUGUAAAAAACUCAGGCUCUCGCCUGCAUUCACAGUUGAAGGAAGCAAUCAUGCAGAGUGGAAAUGAGAAGAGCUUGUUUGGAAAUCAUCCAAUUUCAUCACCACCCAAACAUUCUCAUGGACCACCUCCUGCUUUUGACUAUGAUCCUUUAAAACCAAAAGUUCCCUCUGGAAACGGUUCUUCAAAACCUUCAAGCAUUAAUGUUGCGGAAAAAGAUGCUCCACAUGAACCCAAUUUCUCAAAAAGCCCAAAUUCUGGUGCUAAAACAAGAAAGACUAGUCCACAAGGUGAAAAGCAAACAUCUGAAUUCUCUUAUUAUGCAGAUGAUGAAGACGUUAAUAAGAAGAAGUAUACAAGAAGAGGUAGUUGUUGUGACAAGUUUCUGAGAUCAUUGGUACCUUUUUGGUCAAGUUCUUUGCCAACUUUACCUGUAACCGCACCUCCUAAAAAAGAGGGAAAUGCAGAUGACACGUCAUCGCGUCACCAUAGACCAUCAAGAAUGGAUCCAAGAAAAAUACUUCUCGUCAUAGCAAUCAUGGCGUGUUUGGCGACAAUGGGUGUUCUGUAUUACAGGAUUGCACAACAUGGUUUGGAGGAUAAGUUGGUUGAUCAGGUAGUGCAACAGUGACAUGUUUUGUUACUUUGAUCGAUGAUUAUCUCAUACUAUUCAG